Molecule: messenger RNA, 1375 nt
Organism: Cuscuta campestris
Lineage: Eukaryota; Viridiplantae; Streptophyta; Magnoliopsida; Solanales; Convolvulaceae
Source: the annotation of a GenBank genome assembly
CGAGUGCUUUUCUCCAUGGAAAGCUUUUUGUCCAACCGUCUUAUAUCAGGAUUUUUUGUAUGCUUUGCCUGAAAAGUAAAUUAAAGCAAGCGAGCUAGAUAGACUUCAAAGCAAUUACAAUAAUAAUGAAAUGGCUGCUGGUUCUGCUACCAUCAUGCAUGAUGUAUUGUUGUUAUUAUUCGUUCAUUGUGGCGGCAUUCGGCGGUGGUGUGGCGGCGGAAGGGCGGCGGCGUGCGUUUUUCGUGUUCGGAGAUUCAUUGGUGGACAACGGGAACAACAACUACCUGGCCACCACUGCACGCGCCGACUCGCCGCCCUACGGGAUUGACCACCCCACCCACCUUCCCUCCGGCCGCUUCUCCAACGGCCUUAGCAUCCCCGAUUUCAUCAGUGAAAAACUGGGGACGGAACCCAUAUUGCCAUACCUGAAUCCGGAGCUCGACGGGGAAAAGCUUCUGGUGGGAGCCAACUUUGCGUCCGCCGGAGUCGGUAUAUUAGACGACACCGGAAUACAAUUCGUGAAUAUAAUAAGGAUACACCAACAGCUGGACUAUUUUGCAGAAUACCAAGGGAGGUUGAAUUCAUUGGUUGGGAGUGACAAUGGCACAAAGGUGGUAAAAGAAGCCCUUGUCCUAAUCUCCCUUGGCGGAAAUGACUUUGUCAACAACUAUUUUUUGGUCCCCUUUUCUGCAAGAUCUCGCCAAUAUGCCCUUCCCGAUUAUGUCGUCUUCAUCAUCUCUGAAUACAAGAACGUCCUUAAGAGACUAUACAAUUUGGGAGCUCGAACGGUGAUAGUUACAGGGACCGGUCCUUUGGGGUGUGCGCCAGCAGAAAUGGCGCAACACAGCAUAGAUGGUGAUUGUGCUUCAGAGCUUCAACGCGCCGCUUCCCUUUACAACCCUCAGCUCGUCCAAAUGGUUGAAUCUAUUAACAAUGACAUUGGAUACGAUGUUUUUGUCGCUGCCAAUGCACAUAAAAUGCACAUGGAUUUCAUCACCAGCCCUCAAACUUUUGGAUUUGUGACAUCACGGGUGGCAUGUUGUGGACAAGGACCGUACAACGGGUUGGGAUUUUGCACCCCGCUAUCCAACUUGUGUUCCAAUAGAGAGGAAUAUGCAUUUUGGGACGCAUUUCACCCAUCAGAGAAAGCUAAUAGAAUAAUUGUUGAUCAGAUGAUGGUUGGGUCCAACGAUUACAUGCACCCCAUAAACCUUAGUACCAUAUUGACAAUGGUUUUACCAUCACUCGAUUAAUUUAAAUUGUUUCUCAUGAUAUAUAUGUGUAAAGAAAGUUGAGUAUAUAUUAUUUGGUAGUAUGAAUCAUCAUUGAUUGCUUUGUUUUUGUAAAGAAAGUUGAGUAAAUAUUGUGUCUUUUU